CAGCUCGAUGUGAAGUUUUAAGACUGACGGCUGCCCAUUCCCCAAAGCCCCCCCCUGCUCAACCUACCCCAGAAAGUAACUCCCGGCAUCCUCAAGAGCCAGACCGCAUACUCUCGUAACCGUAGGUGGUAAAACGACGCAGGGGAACCAACAAAGCGACUAUGGCGCCAUCGUCCAACACCUCGUGAGCCGAUGCCCUUCUUUUCCCUUUCCCUGCUUUCUCUUGCAGCAUGUCCGAAUUCUCUACCUUGCCAUGCUGUUAGUCCAGACUAUUGGUGCUGACCAGCCAAACAGCGAACAGGGCGGCUUCUCGGGAUGGGUCGCUAAACCCCCCCGCAUGCGAACAGCCUGUACGCAGUGCCAUGCCGCAAAGAUACGGUGCAGCGGCGACAAGAGCGGUUGUCAAAGAUGCAACAGCCUCGGUCUGCACUGCGAGUAUGUCGUGUCCAUGGUGGGUAGGACACCCAAGCGGCAGCGCAAGAGCUCCGAGGCCCGAUCGCAGAGAGCCCACCCAUCACCGCCUGAGAGUCAACCAUCCGAACAGUCGCUGCCUCGGUCAUCCUGUCCGUCGACGAGCGGCUCUGUCAGCGAAGCUUCAGUCUCCGCAGCCAACGCUGCCGGCGACAACUUCGAUGUCUCGCGAACCAUAUUUGUCUCGGGGCCGUCCAUGACCCAGACAGACUUUACAGAUGACCAGCUCUUCGAUUACCUCAACGAUGAAAGCUGGGCAUCAGGAGGAGCAGCGGUAGCCUGUCCAACGGGUAUUGAUGACGGGCAGAACUUCCCUGAGGCGACAGGGUUCGAGAUCGAAGGCUUUUCUAUACCGCAAGACAUCAACCCUCCGGCAACUAGCGGACCGUGCUCAUCCAUGGCCAUGCCGGUGAAUCAGCCCCCAUCCCAGUCUUCCGGAAUACCAAGCUUCUUCCCUAUGAGCCCGCGGUCGCCUAGUCACAACGCAGCCGCCGCAUCUGGACAAAGCAGCCAGGACUGGGCGCAGUUUGUGCACGUCGUGGCUCUUUGCAAAAUGGUCCGACUGCUGGAGAGCCACGUACAGACCAAGUCGACGGCCGUGGACGAGGUGAUGCGUUUGAACCAAGCUUGUAUCAGGGACAUUUCGAAAAUAUCCGCCAAGAAAGAGUAUAUGCAGUGCAGGAGCUGUCCUGCUCUGAUAUCGACCAUCAUGGAGCUUAUUGUCACGCUCUAUGAGGAUAUCACCAAGCACCCAAGUCACGAGCAACUGGCCACAUCAGCGUUGUCAACGCCCAACGCGCCGUUCUUGCAGUUUGGGGUCUUUGAGCUCGACCCUGAGGAGCAGACCGUAAUCCGCAACAGAAUCAUCCGCAAGGAGGCCCAAAAAUGCGUCCAAAUUAUACAAUUUCUGAAGCGGCUGCUUGAGUCCGAACUGAACACCCCAGACAAGGGAUCUGCACAAUCUCAGGCGCUGGGAAACUGGUACGAAGGCAUGGAGAGAAGGAUGAGCGAUCUUGUUUCGAGUUUGGUGCCUUUGACGUAACUGUUUAUGGACAACUCCUAGAGAGGUGCCGAGGCACGGGUUCGAGUUUUUUUUGGUUUCAGAUGUGCGCCGAUCGGCUGCUUGUUUCCAUUAAAUGUUUAUGGCGGUGCUGCUUGCAUGUACGGAAGCCUAGGUCCGGCUGAGGCUUAAGUCUGUACAUAUUGAGACCUAUGACCAGAUCUAC
Purpureocillium takamizusanense is the source of this 1697-nucleotide messenger RNA. RefSeq lists its product as uncharacterized. NCBI's taxonomy places the organism in Eukaryota, Fungi, Ascomycota, Sordariomycetes, Hypocreales, Ophiocordycipitaceae. The record is from RefSeq and is a predicted model, not a curated record. Gene Ontology annotation, biological process: regulation of DNA-templated transcription. Bases 254 to 1513 code for a protein of 419 amino acids. The transcript has 2 exons. Gene Ontology annotation, molecular function: zinc ion binding; DNA-binding transcription factor activity, RNA polymerase II-specific.